This is a messenger RNA of Scophthalmus maximus (turbot), 3128 nucleotides long. RefSeq names its product BLOC-1 related complex subunit 5 (gene borcs5). The record is from RefSeq and is a predicted model, not a curated record. Gene Ontology annotation, cellular component: synaptic vesicle membrane; BORC complex; cytoplasmic side of lysosomal membrane. Gene Ontology annotation, biological process: organelle transport along microtubule; lysosome localization; positive regulation of anterograde synaptic vesicle transport. Bases 444 to 1037 code for a protein of 197 amino acids. Lineage: Eukaryota; Metazoa; Chordata; Actinopteri; Pleuronectiformes; Scophthalmidae. The transcript has 4 exons.
CACAGGGCCGAUCACGUGAUCAAUAUUUACGGAAGUGAGGUGGUCUUGACAGCUGCCGACGAAGUAGUAGUGAAUUGUAGUCAUUUUAGAUGUCAUGUGAUGUUAUUUUAAAGAUAGUUUAAUCCCUUGAACUACGUGGGUAUCAAUCGCUCACCGACGGCACUGGGGCUCUUUUCGCUCCCGUCUGUUAGCUGGUAAACUAGCAUGGAUCGCUGGCUACCCAACUGUUAGCUGACUCGGCUAACAUCGAGGUCGCGCAGCUGCCGACAGCACUGACCCGCGGCCCCUCUCCUGCGGACACAGUGGCCUCGUUGUCGGCCCGAGUGCGUGUGUUUUGGUCAUGUGAAGUGUCCGCGGACGGUCUAUUCUGGAUUGUUACGCUGCAGUUUUGCGGGAACGUCGACGAAAGCUAAGCGCUAGCUUGCUAGUCAGCCGCUAGCGCCAUGGGAGCCGAGCAGAGCGGAGAACCGGAGCACAAACACUCCGAUUACAGCUCGUCAGUGGUGCCGUCUCCAGCGAAGCAGAAGGCGAAGAUGGAUGACAUUGUGGUCGUGGCCCAGGGGACCCAGUCAAUGCGAAAUAUCCACAAUGACCCCGACGUAAUCAAGCUCCAAGAAAUACCCACUUUCCAGCCCCUUUUGAAAGGAGUGCUGAGUGGCCAGACGUCGCCCAGCAGCGUGUGUCUGGAAAGGCUGGACACCGCUCAGGUUCUGCAGCUCUGCAUCCGGUACCAGGACCAUCUGCACCAGUGUGCCGAGGCCGUGGCCUUCGACCAGAACGCCCUGGUCAAGAGGAUCAAAGAGAUGGACUUAUCCGUGGAAACCUUGUUCAGCAUAAUGCAGGAGCGCCAGAAACGCUACGCCAAGUACGCCGAGCAGAUCCAGAAGGUCAACGAGAUGUCCAUGAUCCUGAGACGCAUCCAGAUGGGAAUCGACCAGACGGUGCCCCUGAUGGAGCGCCUCAACAACAUGCUGCCCGAGAGCGAGCGGCUGGAGCCCUUCAGCAUGAGGCCCGAUGGGGAUUCUUCCACAAAGUAGCCUCCUGAAAGCCAACACGGCCGCUUCCAAGUCUCCGUACAAGUCUCCGUACAGUCCAGGAGGAAGUGCAGGUCUGUGCAGCUCUAGGAAUGUGAAGUCUUUACACGAGUAGACAAAGUCUUGAAGCAUUUUGCCGAACACACGUGCUCUUAAGAACAGCGUCCUACUUACCGUAAUACUUUCUAAACGGCAAACGCACAUUCACACCUGAAUUUAGCCUCCUGCUACUGGACCAGCAGUGGACAUGUGACUUCCUGCUUUCAACUGUUCCCCCGACUUCACAAGUCGAGGCCCUGGAGAUAAGUAUUUAUAUCUUCCCUGUCACGGGUUUCUUUCUUUCUUUCUUUGCUAAUUUAAAGGCAGGGGAGGAACAAUCACACAGAAUGAACUCCUGUGAUACGUGUUGCAGGUUUUACGGACUCAGACGUGUGUGUGUGUGUGUGUGUGUGUGUGUGUGUGUGUGUGUGUGUGUGUGUGUGUGUGUGUGUGUGUGUGUGUGUGUGUGUGUGUAUGUGUGUGUGUGUGUGAGCAACAUAAAUGUAUCUCAAAGUGCUUCGGGCAGCUCUUUCAAUUCUACCUUCCCCUGUAAAAACCUCAGCGCCACUCGGGAGCUCACACUGGAUUGUAUUUUUUGAAGCACGCACCUCACAUAAGGAAUAUUAGUUGUUAACCGUUCUGGCUUUCGUCUCACUCCCUCGUUAAAAUGCCACGUUCACCGGCUCGAAGGUCCUUUCCAGGAAUGGCUUUGUAUGCACGUUGACCGCUUUUUAAUUUUUUCCAAGCCGCACAUUUUGGGAACGUCGUGACGAAGAGACUCAGAGGAUACGAACAAAGGAGGAUUACUGCUUCUGGGUUUCACAAUGAGCACCAGAAGUAGAGUGAGGAACUUCUUCUCAUUAUUCUCAUGAACUCGUGAACUUCUUCGGGGGGGGGCGACGAGUUUUAAUUCCUUUGGAUUCUUGUGCUCGAGCAAGAGCACAAGAGUCAAGACUUUUUUCAUGCACAACACUGAAGAGAGGUUUAAAAAAAAUGAAGGACUAAUUAGACCGUGAUUCUUCAGACUUAGUGGAUUGCAACAGAAAAUGUCGUCACACAUCUCCAACAAUCCCGGCUUUCAGAUCAUUGUACCACAUUUCAGAAGUAACUUUUGCAUCCAAAGAGUCACAACUCCUCAAAGCUGUUAUAAAAACAUCAUAUCCCAGGUCUUUUUGAGUAUUGUCACAGAGGUAAUCUGUUGAAUAUUUGUUCAUUUAUCAUAAUUCAUGCUCUUUAAGCUUAGAGGGUCUCCUAAUAAAGGAAACACCCACUGGUCUCGAUCCAUACAAAUAGUUUUGGUUAAAAUUAUUAAAACAUCUGUCAUCUGUUGCCCUACAUCAUAACAAUAAACGCAUUGUACCAUUAUAAACUGUUGCCGCGGCAUGUUUCAGCAUUCUUUUUUGAGCCGUGCAUACAGUGACAAACAAUUGUACAGUUGACCCCAAAGAAAAUCAGCAACACCACCAGCAGGGGAAUUAAUAAUUCUAGCAAUUUGUUUAAUGUAAAAAUGAUAAAUAUUUUGUGGUUCCUACUUCUUAGGAUUUGCUGCCUGUUCUGGUCACGUGAUAGAAAUUACAUUUUGGGAGGUUUUGAGUGGUUAGUCCAACUUUUAUCAUUUUAUCUGCAGAUUUAUUGAUUUUGAAGAUAAUCAUCGCAGCCCUACGACGCUUGGAGGAAAAUGUUUUACGAUGAGAACCAGCAGCCAUGAGCUGUGACACAAAUGCAUAACAUUAUGUUUUAUAUAUGGCUAUUUUGAUAUUUGUAAUUUUUCUUUACUGUUUAAUAUGCUUGAAAACUAAAGCUGCAACAGUAACGGGGGGGGGAGAAUUCUGUGAUUUCAGCUAUUUUCUGGUUUCUUUGCUCCUCUGUGACAGUAAACUAAAUAUCUUUGGUGUGUGGACAAAAGAAAACAUCGUCUUGGGGUUUGGGAAACAGGCUUGACAUUUUUCACCACUUUAUGACAUUUUAUGGACCAAACAACCGAUAAUGAAAAAAAAAAUCGUUUGUUGCAGCCGUAUUGAAAACUCAACAUAAAACGUAGUUAAUGUAAAUGCA